Molecule: messenger RNA, 1896 nt
Organism: Pestalotiopsis fici W106-1
Lineage: Eukaryota; Fungi; Ascomycota; Sordariomycetes; Amphisphaeriales; Sporocadaceae
Exons: 2
Coding region: 1-1896 (631 amino acids)
Molecular function (GO): oxidoreductase activity; FAD binding
Source: RefSeq, a predicted model, not a curated record
AUGAUAUUCCCGUGCCUUGUACUUAUUUUUGUCAUCCUUUCCCUACCAUUCACAAAUGCUGCACCUCCGCUAUUCGAAUCCGAGGAAUUCCAAUUAACAGCUCAAGAAAUCCAAAGCGCCGGCAACUUGUCUCAUUUGUUUUCAUUUGGAACUCUUCAAGUCACAAAAGCUGAACAAAGACCAUGCAAGGUCUAUCCAGGUGAUGAUGAAUGGCCUUCAUCGCAAGCAUGGCAAGCGCUCAACGACAUAACAAAUGGCCGUCUGCUCCAACCGAGGCCAAAGGCAGCUCCAUGCUACAGUGGUUCCGAAUACAACAGUACUAGAUGCAAUGAAAUUUCUGAAAAAUGGACAGAUCCGGCCACUCAUUAUGAUGAUCCACUUGAAAUGAUGGCUCCGAUAUAUCAAGGACUCACUUGCUUGCCGCCCACCAUUCUGGAUACCAAGACCUGUACCAUGGGGGCGUUUCCAGUCCAUGUUCUCAAUGCAACCAGGCCGGUACACGUUCAGGCUGCUGUCAAUUUUGCCCGGAAUACUGGCAUUCGACUAGUCAUUCGGAAUACAGGUCACGACUAUCUAGGUAAAUCCGGCGGUGCUGGAUCUCUAAGCAUUUGGACCCAUCAUAUGAAGGAUAUCAAGUAUAUUCCAGAGUACACAGCCCAAGAUGGAACCUACUCGGGACCUGCGUUCAAGGCGGGCGCUGGGGUUCAGGCUUUCGAGCUCUACCAGGCUGCACACGAGAAAGGACGUGUAGUUGUCGGCGGAGACUGUGCGACAAUCGGAAUCAUGGGUGGAUACAUUCAUGGUGGUGGCCAUAGUCCUCUCAGUUCCGUCUAUGGGACCGGCUCAGAUCAAGUCUUGGCCUUUGAAGUAGUCACAUCCGACGGCCGAUUCAUCACCGCCGACGCUGGACACAACCAAGAUCUCUUCUGGGCCCUUCGAGGCGGCGGAGGGAGUACUUUUGGAGUCACCAUAUCGGUCACUGUCAAGGCUCAUCCGGAUGUCUACACGACUGUAUCCAACUUCUCCUUUAGCUCUGAAAUCUUGGGCAUUGAACCUUUCUGGAGAGGUGUCAGGUCUUAUUUUGACUACUUUGUUGCAAAUGCCGAUGCUGAGACGUACUCGUACUUUCUCAUUCUCCCAGAUUACCCACGACAAGGCGUAACAACAUUCGAUUUGGUCGCUGUAGUUGCCCCAAACAAGACUACACGGGAAUUUUUGAAGCUUUUUAAUCCAUGGUUUACCAGAUUGAAGGACCUAGGUAUAAUGUUUGACCCCAAUGUCAAGCACUGGGACUCAUACUAUGACGCCUGGCUUCACACUUUUCCUGGUGAGUCGGUCGAACAAACUCACUCCGCCAUGGGCUCGAGGCUCUUUCCAAGAAACAACUUUGUCGACCCAGUACUGCUCAAUCAAACCUUUGAGGCCAUUAAAGAAUCAGUAGAACAAGGUCGCCAGGUUUACGCAUUCAACAUGAAGAAUACCUCUCCCGAUGAUACCGACAAUGCAGUCAAUCCUGCGUGGCGCGAAAACAUUCUCUUUGCAAUACAAUCGUUUAGCUGGCCAGAAAAUGCUACAGCGAGGGAAAUAAUGAAUGUACGCAGGCGGUUUACUCACGACCAUAUGCAAAAGUGGAGAGACAUUACACCAGGUGCUGGCAGUUAUCUUGCAGAGGCAGAUCGUCUCGAGCCCGACUUUCAACGGAGUUUUUACGGGUACAAAUAUCCGCGUCUCUUGCGCAUCAAGCAAAAGUAUGAUCCAAUGGAUGUAUUUUACGCUGCGACGGCGGUGGGCAGUGAGCGUUGGCGUGUCCGGGUGGACAGCGGUCUCCCAGGCGAAAAUGGACCAUUGUGUCGAGACGGAUCAUAUGCCACGCUUCGGCAACAAUUUCUUCUUUGA